Molecule: messenger RNA, 1913 nt
Organism: Phacochoerus africanus (Common warthog)
Lineage: Eukaryota; Metazoa; Chordata; Mammalia; Artiodactyla; Suidae
Gene: TIRAP
Product: TIR domain containing adaptor protein
Exons: 5
Coding region: 465-1139 (224 amino acids)
Biological process (GO): signal transduction
Source: RefSeq, a predicted model, not a curated record
GCCUCUGCGCUUCCGGGGCAGCGGGCGGGCGCCUGCACUUCCCCUGAGCGAGCGGCGGGCAGCCGGCCGGAGCCCACGCCCGCAGCAGCGGCACCGGGGCGGGACCCGACGCCCCCAGGCGCAGUUGUGUCUAGGUAAGUUCCCAGGGGAGUUGUUUUGACGUCUGCAGAUCCAUCAAAGAGUGAGAAAGCAGUCCUCUGCCUGUUGCUCCAAGCUCUUGAGCCAAGUUCUCCACCAGCCCUUCAUCUUCAGAAGUGCCUCUAGAACGCAGUGGCCCCUUCCGGGAUCAGGGCAGGCUCUGCUCUGCGUAUCGUCCUCUCAGAAACCUUGCAGAAAGAGCCCCCACCAUCAGGGACAUCUCAUCAUCAUGGUGGGAAGAGAACAUGGAGGGUUGCCCAUCUAAGCAUUUACAUAGGAAGUUCCUAUAAAGCACUGCCUGCCAGCUGCCCUUCCCCAGAUCCUGAAUGCACUCCUGGCCAGGUGGAGCAGAGAACCGUCACUCUACGGGUCAUGCUGAGCUCGUACCCUACUGGUUCAGACAGGCCCUGUCGAAGAAGCCCACAACGACUCAUGUCUCCCCAGAAAACCGCCCUAGUGAUAUUUCACAGUCGAGCUCACAGGACAGCCCUCCACCCCUGGGCCCCAGCUCAGAGGUGUCUCCCACCCUGCCACCGACACACAUGGGCGCGGACAGCAGCAGCAGCAGCAGCGGCCGCUGGAGCAAGGACUAUGAUGUGUGCGUGUGCCACAGCGAGGAGGACCUGGCGGUCGCCCAAGAGCUGGUCUCCUACCUGGAGGGCAGCACCUCCAGCCUGCGCUGCUUCCUCCAGCUUCGAGAUGCCACCCCAGGCGGGGCCAUUGUGUCUGAGCUGUGCCAGGCACUAAGCAACAGCCACUGCCGCGUGCUGCUCAUCACUCCGGGCUUCCUCCAGGACCCGUGGUGCAGGUACCAGAUGCUGCAGGCACUGAGUGAGGCCCCCGGGGCAGAGGGCCGCACCAUCCCGUUGAUGUCAGGCCUCUCCAGAGCCGCCUACCCUGCCGAGCUCCGAUUCAUGUACUUCGUGGAUGGCCGAGGCCCAGAUGGAGGCUUUCACCAAGUCAAGGAGGCUGUCCUGCGGUAUCUUCGGGCCCUCAGCUGACUCUCCUUUUGUCACCACAGGACCCAGAAAGUUGGAGCAAAGCUGGAAAUGGAGUUAGAGAGCCCAGGGCCUUGAAGGGCCUUGCAUUCCUUUGCAGCAUGUUGUAUGUGACCCUGGGAUCAGAUUGCCCAUGGCCUCCAUUACCAUGGGCUCCCAGGAAGGCCCCAGGGAAGCUGGGGACUCCCCCAGGAAGGCCUGGAGAAGCUGGGGACUCCCCCAGGAAGGCCACAAGGAAGCUGGGGACUCCCCCCAGGAAGGCCAUGGGGAAACCAGAAAGUAGAGGCGGGAGGACAUGCUGAUACUCAGCAGUCACCCGUGUUUUGCCUCCUGCCUAAUUGGAUGUGUAGCCUGGCACUGUAUGCCUACAUCUUCCCCUGGGACGGGGCCCUGGUGUAGAGGUGCCUUCUUUGCCUGGAUAAGGAGCUGGAAGCCUGCACUGCUCGCCCCCACGGGGUGGUUUCCCUGAGGCCUGGGGAAGCCCUGAACAGAUGUUAGGGGAACGCGACAGUUUUGAUAUCAUUCAUACUCACACUCCUGCCGGGUCUCCAGUGACGUCACACACUUCUGAAAGUCACGUGGAAAAUGCACCCAGCACUGUCCUGUAUUUAUUUUUGCUGCAUGUCUGUCAUUAAAGACACACCUAGAAACCGUUCUGAAUAGAUAGGAGAGGACAGGGAGCAGAUCAGCUGGGAUCAAAAGCCAGUGCUCUGGAGUUCCCAUCAUGGCACAGCGGAAACAAAUACAUCUAGGAACCAUAAGGUUGCGGGUUCAAUC